Olea europaea var. sylvestris is the source of this 1300-nucleotide messenger RNA. RefSeq names its product acidic mammalian chitinase-like. Gene Ontology annotation, molecular function: chitinase activity; chitin binding. Gene Ontology annotation, cellular component: extracellular region. The transcript has 2 exons. The record is from RefSeq and is a predicted model, not a curated record. Bases 21 to 1154 code for a protein of 377 amino acids. Gene Ontology annotation, biological process: chitin catabolic process; carbohydrate metabolic process. NCBI's taxonomy places the organism in Eukaryota, Viridiplantae, Streptophyta, Magnoliopsida, Lamiales, Oleaceae.
AUAUUAGCAAAAAUAAUACAAUGGCAGCAGGCUUAAAAACUUACAAUCUUUGCGCCUAUUUGAUCUUGAGUCUCACAGCAUGUUCUGUGAUGGCCUCUUCGUCCUCGUCUCAAUCAAUCAAAGGCGCCUACUGGCCUUCAUGGGCGAAGAAUUUUCCUCCAUCUUCCAUUGAGACGUCGUUUUUCACACACAUAUACUAUGCAUUUCUCAUUCCUAACAAUGUAACAUUUAAGUUUGACAUAGAAUACGCUACAGAGGUGGAGCUAGUGAAUUUCACGUCCACUCUUCAUGCAAAGAAGCCACCUGUGAAGACACUCUUCUCCAUUGGUGGGGCAGACGAAGGUCCAGUUUUCUUUGGACGAAUGGCCUCGAGUCCUUCAUUGCGUAAGAAUUUCGUCGAUUCAAGCAUAGAAGUGGCGAGAAAAUUCGGUUUUGAUGGGAUUGAUCUCGAUUGGGAAUUUCCUCAAACGCCUAAGGACAUGGAAAACUUGGCCUAUUUACUUGACGAAUGGCGCCUGGAGGUCCAGAAGGAAGCCAAAAUCAGCAACCAGCCACCGCUCCUCCUCACUGCCGCCGUCUAUUUCUCAGCCAACUUCUUCCUUUCAGGGACCUACAGAUCAUAUCCUGCAACCUCCAUCACCAAAAACUUAGACUGGAUCAACGUAAUGAAUUAUGACUACCAUGGCUCUUGGGAUACUUCCACCACAGGCGCCCAAGCUGCACUAUUCGACUCCAAAACCAACAUAAGCACAAGUUACGGCCUGGGUUCAUGGAUCAAGUCAGGCGUCCCAAAGAGCAAAUUGGUCAUGGGUUUGCCCUUAUACGGAAGAACAUGGAAGCUUAAGGACCCCAAAUCACACGGUGUAGGAGCACCGGCCAUUGACGUAGGACCUGGUGAUCAGGGAGCAUUAACAUUCGCUGAAAUAGUAAAAUUUAACAGAGAUCAUAAGGCCAAAGUGGAGUAUGAUGCGGAGAGUGUAUCCAUGUAUUCAGUGGCUGAUACUACCUGGAUUGGGUACGAUGAUACUCCAUCAGUGACGGUGAAGAUAGGUUAUGCUCAAGCUCUUAGAAUUCGUGGCUACUUCUUUUGGGCUGUUAAUGGCGAUUACAAGUGGAAAAUCUCGAAAACAGCUUCCCAGCUAUGGCGCCUUUGAGAAUUUUUCCAAUGAUUCGUACGUAUAAAGUAACAUUUUAUUUGGUAUUACAACUGUCAAGAGGGUUAACGUUGAAUUAUAUUUAUUCUGCAAGAGAGACUAUAGAAUAAACUUCAAUUGAAUUGUUUUACUUUUUACUUUUUUCA